AUGGAGAUUACAGAGGAGUCGUCAUGCGUUUACAAGAACCCAGACGCGCCGGUGGAGGCGCGUGUGAACGACCUUCUCUCUCGCAUGACUCUGCCGGAAAAGAUCGGCCAGAUGACUCAGAUCGAACGCACCGUCGCUUCUCCUCAAAUCGUGACAGAUUCUUUCAUCGGCAGUGUACAGAGCGGCGCCGGGAGUUGGCCAUUCGAGGACGCGAACUCGUCGGAUUGGGCUGAUAUGAUCGACGGUUUUCAGCGUUCAGCGUUAGCGUCGCGUUUGGGAAUCCCAAUAAUCUACGGCACGGACGCCGUCCACGGCAACAACAACGUCUACGGCGCCACCAUCUUCCCCCACAACAUUGGCCUCGGAGCCACCAGAGACGCAGAUUUGGUGAGAAGAAUUGGAGCUACAACAGCACUUGAAGUAAGAGCUAGUGGCGUUCACUGGAGAUUUGCUCCCUGCGUGGCCGUUUUGGGAGAUCCAAGGUGGGGACGAUGCUACGAAAGUUAUGGUGAAGCUUCUAACAUUGUUUGUGAGAUGAGUUCGCUUAUCUCGGGCUUACAAGGCGAGCCACCAAAAGAACACCCAUACGGUUACCCUUUUCUUGCAGGAAGAAACAAUGUGGUCGCAUGUGCAAAACACUUUGUUGGAGAUGGUGGUACUGAUAAAGGUUUAAGCGAAGGGAACACCAUUGCGUCAUAUGAAGAUUUGGAGAAGAUACAUGUUGCACCAUAUCUGAAUUGUAUUGCUCAGGGAGUUUGUACUGUUAUGGUCUCUUUUUCUAGUUGGAAUGGAAGCAGACUCCACUCUGACUAUUUCCUCUUAACUCAAGUUCUCAAACAGAAACUCGGUUUCAAGGGAUUUCUAGUAUCAGACUGGGAUGGUUUGGAGACGAUUAGUGAGCCACAAGGUUCAAACUACCGUGACUGCGUGAAACUCGGGAUCAAUGCUGGAAUCGACAUGGUGAUGGUACCUUUCAAGUACCAACAGUUCAUAGAAGACCUUACUGAUCUGGUUGAGUCAGGGGAAGUACUAAUGGCUCGAGUCGAUGAUGCUGUUGAAAGAAUACUCAGAGUGAAGUUUGAUGCUGGUCUCUUCGAAUAUCCUCUCGCGGACCGAUCUUUGUUGCCUAGUGUUGGUUGCAAGGAACAUAGAGAAUUGGGGCGUGAAGCGGUUAGAAAGUCGUUAGUUCUGCUAAAGAACGGUAAAAAUUCUGAUAAGCCAUUUAUGCCGCUGGAUCGUAUGGCUGAGAGAAUUCUAGUGGUUGGAUCGCACGCAAACGAUCUUGGAAAUCAGUGUGGAGGAUGGACAAAGACAAAGUCCGGUCAAAGCGGCAGAAUCACAAUCGGCACGACGCUUUUAGAAGCUAUAAAAGCAGCGGUUGGAGACAAAACAGAAGUGAUCUACGAGAAAACUCCAUCAAAGGAAACUUUAGCCUCUGGUCAAGGCUUCUCUUACGCCAUUGUUGCAGUUGGGGAACCUCCCUAUGCAGAGAUGAAAGGAGAUAACUCGGAACUCACAAUACCUUUUAACGGUAACGACAUUGUAACCGCGGUUGCAGAGAGAAUCCCGACUUUAGUGAUCUUGUUCUCAGGACGGCCUUUGGUUCUUGAGCCUCCGGUUGUUGAAAAGACUGAGGCUUUGGUCGCUGCUUGGUUCCCUGGAACCGAAGGUCGAGGGAUUGCUGAUGUCAUUUUUGGAGAUUAUGAGUUCGUAGGGAAGUUACCUGUGAGCUGGUUCAAACACGUGGAGCAGUUGCCGCUAAACGCUGAUGCUAAAUUGUAUGAUCCGUUGUUUCCUCUUGGUUUCGGUCUCACUUCCAGUUCCGGUUUAACUUCACCGGUCUGA
Messenger RNA from Microthlaspi erraticum, 1845 nucleotides. Lineage: Eukaryota; Viridiplantae; Streptophyta; Magnoliopsida; Brassicales; Brassicaceae. The record is from the annotation of a GenBank genome assembly.